UAAGCAUUUCAAUAUAUGGAUCUGAUAACAAUUAGCAAUGAUUCCUAAUACCUUUACUUUUGUUUCAAUUUCUCAAAGGGUAUUAGGAAGUUGCAUGGGUUAAUGUUCUGAGGACCAUCAUGCUCCAAUAAGAAUGGAGAAAUUAUGUCCAUGUAAACCGAUAAAAUCAUAACAGUAGUUUUUCUGUCUUGAUGUAUAUAUUUUCCAGAUUGAAGGGUAGAAGAUAUCAAUCAGAAGCAUCAUACAGUUGGACUGAAAAAUAUGGCCAAUUCUGUUGCUUUAGGACUCUAUAUUACUAUUUGCUGCGUUGCAUUUAUCAUGUCCAAGAUUAUAGUUUCAUUCCUCCUCUACAAAAGAUGGGCACGGAAGCGUAGGAUCAUCGAAGAUACUUUCACAGAUGGAAAGGUGGUUAUGUUCCGGUCCCCGACAUCACGGUCCCUUACUUCGAAAGCUUUUAUGAAGAAGACCAUGAAGUUAUCAAACAAGGACAUCAUUGGUUCUGGUGGCUAUGGUACAGUAUACAGAUUGAGAAUAGAUGAAACCACUGCUUUUGCUGUGAAGAGAUUGAACAAAGGAAAUACAGAUAGAGAUCGUGGAUUUGAAAGAGAGCUCGAUGCAAUGAGUGACAUAAAGCACAGGAACAUUGUCACUCUUCAUGGAUAUUAUAUUGGCGCUCAGUUUAAUCUUCUAAUAUAUGAACUGAUGCCAAAUGGAGGUUUGGAUGCACUGCUUCAUGGUAAUAUACCCCUGAGCUGGUCUUUGAGGUGCAAAAUAGCAGUUGGUGCAGCACGGGGCUUAUCGUAUCUACAUCAUGAUUGUAUUCCACACAUAAUCCACAGGGAUAUCAAGCCAAGCAACAUUCUGCUUGAUCAAAACAUGGAGGCAAGGGUGUCUGAUUUUGGAUUGGCCACAUUAAUGGAACCAGAUCAGAGUCAGGUGACAACGAUUGUUGCAGGAACUUUUGGAUAUUUAGCUCCUGAAUAUUUUGACACGGGAAGAGCAGCAACAAAAGGAGAUGUUUACAGCUUUGGUGUUGUCUUGCUUGAACUUCUAACUGGUAAAAGACCAACAGAUGAAUCAUUUAUCGAGGAGGGCAAAAAGCUGGUGACCUGGGUGAAAGAAGUUAUCGAAGAAAAGAGAGAAGAACAUGCAAUUGACAGGUCUCUAGUAUCUGUUCCUGUUGAAAAAGUCAGAAAAAUGUUCGCUAUUGCAGGCAAUUGCCUAGAAUCAGAUCCUUCAAGGAGACCAACCAUGGCUGCAGUUCUUAAAAUGCUUGAGCAAAUAAAUCAGACAAACCUAUAGCUUGGUCUUGACAUCUUCUAACCUUUGUCCAUGUAAA
Molecule: messenger RNA, 1339 nt
Organism: Phoenix dactylifera (date palm)
Lineage: Eukaryota; Viridiplantae; Streptophyta; Magnoliopsida; Arecales; Arecaceae
Source: RefSeq, a predicted model, not a curated record